AUGCGACGUCUUUCCCGGGCCGCCCAACGCCCGGAUAUCACCCAAAUCCAAUGGGCUCCGCUGCCUCCUUCCUCGUCGAAUCAGUCCAAUUUGGCUCCACCCACCUAUGAGGAAACCGUUUUCGAAGAAACGUUCAGCAACCCGGCAAAAACCUCAGCCCAGGUGAAACGUUCGAAAAAACCGCGCAAGGGCACUAUGCGGCCAAGUGAUCUGGCCAAGGCGCCACCAUUGACCGGUCGAAUUGGUGAUCGACGAGUGAGACGGAGUAAAGAAGAGCAGUUGGCCAUGAAAUUGGCACGUCUUGCACCAGAUGCGUUCCCGGAUAAAGAUGCCGAACCGCGACGCAGCUCGUUAAUUGAGACUGCGUUCCCGGACCAUCCGAACGGUAAAGUGAUUCCGGCGGCCAAACGCACAUCCGUCACAAGACUGUCAAACACAGCAUUGCCAGAUAUGGUCUCCGAUGAGGGGGACGUGACUGGAUGGUCCUCACCAAAUCACAUUCGAUUCCAGCGGGCUCGAUCCGUGAGCGAAUUGGUGGUCACCCCGCGAGCCGUUAAGCUCUUCGAAUCGCAACCGAAUUUGGUCGCAUCUUUGGAGGCACCGUUUGGAGUUCAUUUGCUCAGCAGCAGCAGUCCCGAGUUUCAAAUGAAAUACGCUGAGGUCGCCUAUUUGCGACCGAUGAUGAAAGAGGAGGCCCCACGUGACGGGUACGUGAUCUACAAUGAGGCAAUUGCCUCGGUCUAUUCUUAUCCCUGGUUCCACUUCAUCUACGCGCUAUCCUCGCUCUACUUGAUGACCCAACUGACUAACUGGUACAACCCGCAAAUAUCGCGUGUGGAAACACUGUCUGAGUCGUGGGCCACAAUGUGGAUGAAACUGGCCUCCAGUUGGCUAGCCCUGUUACUCUACGCAUGGACUAUUGCUUGCCCGCGGUUGUGCAUCGGACGAAAGCUUGGCGACACACCAUUCACAGUGCGCACGCCCAACUCGAAACGUUCCAAACCAAGUCCGGUUUGA
This is a messenger RNA of Echinostoma caproni, 1017 nucleotides long. The record is from the annotation of a GenBank genome assembly. Lineage: Eukaryota; Metazoa; Platyhelminthes; Trematoda; Plagiorchiida; Echinostomatidae.